AUUGCGUUCCAAUAAACUUAUUAUUUUUAAAUUUGCAUGUAUAUUGAAUGUUUAACGAUAAUAGCAGGUCGAACACAUAGCUUGGAUUGUAUUCAAGAAUUAACUGCACGCGAAAAUGGUACGUUUUCGCUUGAAACCUCAACAACUGCUUGGGCUUCUUGACCUAUUAGGAGUUUUAUCCACUACAUCACCAAAACCGAUAUCGCAAUACGGAAGAUUUUACAAUAUUUUUCGAAAUAUUUUUUGGUGUCUCACCUUUAGCAAUCUGAUAUUUCAAUUAAUCGGCGAAAUACUUUUCGUUUAUGAAAAUCCAAAUGACGUCAUUACGGCACUGAAAACUAUUUUAAUAGCUGCUUGCGUUACUGAUGGAGCAUUAAAUCUUAUAAUAUGCUACAUUCAAAGAGAUGAACUUCAGUAUCUAUUAGAGAAAAUUGAAAACUUUAUACAGACAACCGAUAAGAAUGACUUAAAUAUUCUACAGAAACAUAUGAAUCGUUAUACGUUCACAUUGGUAGCGAAUGCUUUUUUCUUCUUGACUUCUGGAUUGAUCAUCUUUGUUCGUCCCUUUAUCACAAAAGAGCGUUUUCCUGUUGACGUGUGGUAUCCCUUUUUGGAUACACCAUUUAGAACAUUAAUCUAUGUUUCGCAAAUUGUUGCCGGAUCGGAAUGUGCCAUUUACGGCUUGAGUACUGAU
Nylanderia fulva is the source of this 694-nucleotide messenger RNA. Lineage: Eukaryota; Metazoa; Arthropoda; Insecta; Hymenoptera; Formicidae. The record is from RefSeq and is a predicted model, not a curated record.